Molecule: messenger RNA, 954 nt
Organism: Colius striatus (speckled mousebird)
Lineage: Eukaryota; Metazoa; Chordata; Aves; Coliiformes; Coliidae
Product: olfactory receptor 1P1-like
Biological process (GO): G protein-coupled receptor signaling pathway
Cellular component (GO): membrane
Molecular function (GO): olfactory receptor activity
Source: RefSeq, a predicted model, not a curated record
AUGGACACUGCCUCUCUCUUGCUCCCUGACUACCUGAUGGACCGGAAACCAGAGGAUCACUUGGAUGUUGACUCCUACCCAGCUGCUACUGGCAGCAGCAGCAUGGGCAUGUUCUCCAUCUCUCCUUCUCCAGCAUCUGGGACUGCAGACAGACCUGGUCUGGUCAUAGGGGUGAGUAGAGCCCCAGAGGAGAGAGCAAGGGGCCUCCACUUAAGAGAGAAAGAAGGUCAAGAGAGACAAGGCUUGGUGGAGGCCACCAAGAGAGAAGAGGUUGUCGGAACAAUACUGAACCAGACAGGGGGCAGAGAGUUCAUUCUUUUGAGCCUCACCGAUAUCCGGGAGCUGCAGCACUAUUUUUUCAUCUCAUUCCUUUUGCUCUACUUGGCCACUCUUCUGGGAAAUGGUGCCAUUGUGACCCUGGUGAUAUCUGAGCCCUGGCUGCACACACUGAUGUACUUCCUCCUGGGGAACCUUUCCUGCCUGGGCAUUUUCUACUCCACAGCCACUGUUCUCAAGAUGUUGAUUGGCUUGGGCACCCAUGACACUCAUCUGGCAAGACUUGUCACUCCAGUUGUGGCAGGUGUGUGCUCACUGCCUCCCUUUCUGUUGACCUUCUCAUUCUAUCUCUAUGUUAUUAUCAUGGUCAGGAGAAUUCCAUCUGUCACUGGAAGGAAAAAGGCCUUUUCCACUUGCUCCUCACAUCUUACUGUGGUGAUUCUUUUUAAUGGUCAAUAUUAACUGUCUAUGUACAUCCUCAUCAUGAUAACCAAGCAUCUCUAAAGAAGGUGUUCUCUGUUUUUUUAUACCAUUCUCACUCCUUUGUUCAAUCCCUUCAUCUACAGUCUGAGAAACAAAGAAGUAAAGGAAGUUCUGCAAAAACAGUUGGGUAAAUUGCUGGCUUCCAGAGGGCUGCCUUCCAUUACCAAGAAAAAAAAGGAAGGUGAUAAUCCUUAA